Molecule: messenger RNA, 1798 nt
Organism: Aspergillus versicolor CBS 583.65
Lineage: Eukaryota; Fungi; Ascomycota; Eurotiomycetes; Eurotiales; Aspergillaceae
Product: diacylglycerol acyltransferase type 2A
Exons: 2
Coding region: 191-1480 (429 amino acids)
Biological process (GO): triglyceride biosynthetic process
Cellular component (GO): endoplasmic reticulum membrane
Molecular function (GO): diacylglycerol O-acyltransferase activity
Source: RefSeq, a predicted model, not a curated record
GCGCCGAGGAAGUUGACAGUAUGAUGAUGACGACAUACCUACACCCAAGAGGUCACCUGUCUCAGCACUCCCACCGCACCUGCCCCAAGACCGGACCGUAGUGCGUGCCAUCAUUGAUCAAAAAUCUUAUUUCGCCUUCGAGGUACUCCCUAUUCGAGUUCCGUCCACCCCUUCCGUCUCAAACUUAACCAUGGAGACCGCGUCGUCCGACAAAGAGAAUGCGGUGCAGCAGUCCAUUGCGAAGACGAAUUCCGCGGAGCAUCACCCUUACCAUCCGAGUCCAGGAAAGAUAACUUCGAGUAUCCAGGAACAGGAGAACAGGUUGUCCGGAAAAAAGGGGGGUAAUGUCGUGAAUGGGCUACGGAAAACUCCAGGUCUUCUUGCACGUGGUUCAGCCCAGGGUGUUAGGAUAGACGCCUCCAGGCAACCCUCCAAGGGCUAUGAAAAAUAUGGCAUUCAUUGGGCGCCUCUGAACAUCCGCUUUGAACGGAGAUUACAAACACUGGUGGUCUUAUGCCAUACCUUGACGAUUGCUAUAUGCCUUGGGGUAUUUUUUUUCACUUGUGCUAUCCCUUUAUCGUGGCCUCUUCUGGUACCGUAUUUGCUAUACAUCUCGUUAUUCUCAACUGCGUCGACUUCGGGCUCAUUGAAGUAUCGGAGUAGUUUUUUGCGAUCGCUCCCCAUUUGGUCGCUCUACGCCUCGUAUUUUCCGGCCCGUUUACAUCGUUCAGAACCUUUGAUACCGACAAGGAAGUAUAUAUUCGGCUAUCACCCGCAUGGAAUAAUUUCCCUUGGUGCAUUUGCAGCAUUCUGCACCGAGUCGCUGGGCUUCUCUAAACUUUUCCCCGGCAUCACCAACACUCUACUCACAUUGGAUUCCAAUUUUCGAAUCCCAUUCUACCGAGAAUACGCUCUUUCGAUGGGCCUUGCUAGUGUCUCGCGUGAAUCAUGUGAAAAUAUCCUCACUAGAGGUGGAGUAGAUGGCGAAGGGAUGGGACGUGCCAUUACAAUUGUCAUAGGUGGUGCACGGGAAUCCCUCAAUGCAUCUCCAGGCUCAUUACGUCUUGUCCUGAAGCGACGCAAGGGAUUUAUAAAAUUGGCGAUUCGGACUGGUGCAGAUCUCGUACCCGUGUUGGCGUUCGGGGAGAACGAUUUAUAUGAACAAGUCCGCUCCGACAGUCAUCCCCUCAUCCACAAGUUUCAAAUGAUGGUGAAGCAGACGCUUGGGUUCACUGUCCCCUUGUUUCAUGCUCGGGGAGUCUUCAACUAUGAUGUUGGCUUAAUGCCAUACCGGCGCCCCUUGAAUAUUGUCGUUGGUCGUCCUAUCCAUGUAGUCCAGCAGCAAGACAGGAAUAAAAUCGAUGACGACUACAUCGACCUGCUCCACACAGAGUAUGUGAGAGAACUUGAAAGAUUGUGGAAUGAAUGGAAAGACGUUUAUGCCAAAGACAGGGUCGCUGACAUAGAGAUUGUGGCCUGAAAGACCAUGUUUCGGAUUCUAGAUGAACUUUGCUUGUCUGAUAGUUUCAUAAAUACGCAAGUAUUAUUGUUUGCUUAUAAAAUCAAUUUACGUGCCAUGGACACUGGACUGUGUUGGUGAUAGCUUCGCACUACUACUUGCUAUUUAGUACUUAGGGAGCGAAUUGCUGGUGGCAUGCAUAACCCAGAGCUCAUCAUCUGCUACAGUAUGAAAUAAGCAUCAUGUUAACGUGGAGGUUGAAGCGCUUAUCUUAUUUUGGAGUGUGGGACCUGCAAAAUUUAGUACUAAAAUAUACAAACAACAUGCACGAGUGCGCGA